ACAUCCUUUUGGUCUUCACUUGAGCACUGAGCUGAAAUUCUCGGCCCCCAGACUUUUCAAUGGAGGAGAUUGGAGAAGAUGAAAGAGGAAUAAGAUCUUCGAGCUUUGUUAACGGGGUUGUGGAUCCUGAAGAGGAAGAAACGUCAGUCUUGAGAAGAGAAUCUGCUUUUAACAUUCUUAAUCCACUGGGUUCAUAUUCUAAAGUGUGGAAAGGAGUAUUUCUACUAUCAAGUGCGAUUGCGUUAUGGUUGGAUCCUUUACUUCUUAAAGUGGAUGAGGAUGCCUGGAAAAACGCAAGAAGAUAUUUGCUGUCUUGCUUCUUUUUAAUUGACAUACUUUCAAUUCUUCCCCUUCCACAGGUGUUAAUUUUAAUUACUCCAGCAAUAAAAGGCUCGAGAGUUUUGGUCGCCAUGGACUUGUUGAAAUAUUUUGUUAUCUCCCAAUUUGUACCAAGGAUUCUACGGCUCUAUCCAUUGUAUACGAGAGGUAAAGGAGCUUUUGGCGCACUUGCUGAAGCUGCAUGGGUCAAAGCUUUACUCAAUCUCUUUCUUUACAUGCUUGCUAGUCAUGUGAUUGGAGCUCUAUGGUACUUCUUGGCCAUAGAACGAGAAACUAAAUGUUGGCGUGAAGCUUGUGGAAAUCAGCCUGGAUGUGUUAGUGAUGCUUUUAUAUGUGAUGUUACUCUUGGAAAUCACACAUUUCUCAAUGAUUUAUGCCCUAUAAGUGACAAAUUUCCUCCAGAAGUUUUUUCAUUGUUUUCGGUGGGGUAUACAAAAUCUGAGUUCAUGUGGCCAAAAUCUACAAACAAGUGUAUAUAUCUGGGAGAACGUCUUUGCAUUGUUCAUUACAAUAUCUGGCUUGUUGUCCCUCUUACUACUCAUUGGAAAUGUGCAGAUUUUUCUGCAGUCAAAAACAAUGAGACAGGAGAACAAGCGAUUGAAACAAUUAGAGGAGUUAGAGGAAAUAAUUCACAAAUUAAAAUCGUUUGAAAAGCUUACUGGUAAACUCCAGAAAAAGGUUAGAAAAAAUCUGAAGUGCAAACCUGAAGAGCUUGAUUUAGAGAAACUGUUCCAAGGUCUUCCACAGAAAUUGAUGACAAAAAUCAAAACAGAACUUUGUUUUGACCUACUCUAUAAAGUAAGUUCCUU
Molecule: messenger RNA, 1148 nt
Organism: Rubroshorea leprosula
Lineage: Eukaryota; Viridiplantae; Streptophyta; Magnoliopsida; Malvales; Dipterocarpaceae
Source: the annotation of a GenBank genome assembly